Messenger RNA from Felis catus (domestic cat), 1730 nucleotides. It is a transcript of the gene METTL22, whose product is annotated as methyltransferase 22, Kin17 lysine. The record is from RefSeq and is a predicted model, not a curated record. Gene Ontology annotation, molecular function: protein methyltransferase activity. Gene Ontology annotation, cellular component: nucleus. Gene Ontology annotation, biological process: protein methylation. The transcript is spliced from 13 exons. Lineage: Eukaryota; Metazoa; Chordata; Mammalia; Carnivora; Felidae. The coding region runs from base 186 to 1706 and encodes 506 amino acids.
GCGUGGCGCCCGCCGACGCGCGCGGAGGAGGCGGGGCCGCGCCUGCGCAGGCCGCCUACUAUGGCGGCCGCCUGAGCCCGGGGUUGAGAAGUCUCAGCCGGACCCCGUCCUGGUACUCGCGGCGGGUGCUCCUGUCCCAUGAUUCCCGUGGAGCCCGGCCAUGGUAGCUGGCCCCCACCCUGGCCAUGGACGAGGUCACCUUCAAAAGUGACACUGUGCUGUCAGACGUCCACCUCUACACCCCGAACCACAGACACCUCAUGGUGCGGCUGAACGGCAUGGGGCAGCCUGUUUUCCUGUCCCAGUUCAAGCUUCUGUGGAACCGAGACUCUCGGACAGACUCAGGGGCCGAGGGUGAUGGUCGUGGCGCUCUUCUCACCGAGGAAACGCCACCAUCCGGACCGGGCAGUGCCAGGCCCCCUCCGGGGAGUGGCCACAGUGACGCCACCAGCCAGGUGGGGCUGGGAACUCGGCUGGACGAAGACGGGGAUUUGGACGUGGAGAGGAGACCACCGCCUGCUUCGGACCCCGAGCCAGCAGGGCCUCCGAGAGACAAGGUACAUCCCACGAUUCUAACGCAGGAGGAAGAGGACCCACUGGCAGAUGGAGCACGAGAGAGCAGCCCCCGGGAUAUCGUCAGAAUAGAACGCCCAACUUCAGUGCCCAUCUGGCCGUGUUUGCAGAUGCCAUGCGCCUCGUCUGUCUGUGUUCUGUCCGUCUGCAUUUUCACAGUGGCCCUUUCUCUUUUGGUCUCCAUCCUGUCCAGAGCACACCAUGGCCACCCCCCUGGAGGAUGUUGGCAAGCAGGUGUGGCGGGGCGCCCUGCUCCUGGCAGACUACAUCCUCUUUCAGCGGGACCUCUUCCAGGGCCGCACCGUGCUGGAGCUCGGGGCGGGCACGGGGCUGGCCAGCAUCAUCGCAGCCACCGUGGCACGCACGGUAUAUUGCACAGUUGUCCGUUGCCCCGUGGUGAGCGCGUUUGUGCCCUGUUGUCUCAUAGUCCUCAGGCUGGACUCCUAGAAGCAGAUGUCGGCGCAGAUCUCCUGGCCAUGUGCCAGCGAAAUAUUGCCCUCAACGGCCACCUGACUGCUGCUGGAGGCGGUGUGGUUAAGGUCAAAGAACUGGACUGGCUCCGCGACGACCUGUGCACAGACCCGGAGGUCCCCUUCAGCUGGUCGCAGGAGGAUGUCUCUGACCUGUACAGCCACACCACCAUCCUGCUUGCGGCCGAAGUGUUUUACGACGAUGACCUAACCGACGCUCUGUUUAAAACCCUGUCCCGCCUCGCUCACAAGCUGCAGAACGCCUGCACAGCCAUUCUGUCUGUGGAGAAGCGGCUGAACUUCACACUCAGACACCUGGACGUCACAUGUGAGGCAUACGACCACUUCCGCUCCUGGCUGCGGCGGCUGGAGGGGCUCGCAGACGGCCGGCUGCGCUUCGCGGUGGAGCGGGUGGAGGCCUCCUUCCCGCAGCUCCUGGUUUAUGAGCGCAUCCAGCAGCUGGCCCGCUGGGUCCAUCAGACUAGGCCUCUGAGGAAGCCUCCCAGUAGCGGUACACGGGUCGGGUACUGGGCCGAGCUCCUUCCUCCCCGGCCUCAGCUGAUGCCGAGACCAGGAGCUCUGGAAGAUCUUUGUGGAACCGGUGAUGUGACCCACCGCAUCCCCAAGCACGGCUUCUCGACUGUUCUUAGAGUACAUCUCUAAUAAAAUCAAAAGCUCACAAAGUGA